UUUGGUCGAAGCGGUCCACCAGUGGCCAGGCUAGUCUCACGGGCAGACGUGAGAAUAGCCACAAGUGAAAGAAAAAGAAGAAGACGGCGACAGUCUACUGCCGGGCAAGGGACAAGGCACGAGGUUUCCUUUUGAUUGUAGCGCAAAGUGCCACAGUGCCGCGUGUUCCUUUAGAGUAGCGCGCAAAUAUUAUUGAUGAAUAUAUUUUUCUAUGAAUUUGUUGAAAAAAUUGAGAAUAAAGAAUAGUGGCAAGUGAGUGUCAAAAUGUUGGUCCUUUUCGAAACUCCGGCGGGAUACGCUAUUUUCAAGGUACUUGACGAGAACAAACUGACCAAAAGUGAGAAUCUUUAUCGUGAUUUUGAGACGCCUGAAGCUGCUUCAAAAAUCGUAAAGUUGAAGCAUUUUGAAAAAUUUGCUGACACAACAGAGGCUUUGGCAGCAACAACAGCGGCGGUAGAGGGGAAGUUAUGCAAGACUCUGAAGAAAACCCUGAAGAAACAUUGCGCAGAGGUGCAAGAGCAGCUGGCUGUAGCCGACGCCAAAUUGGGUAACGCGAUAAAAGACAAAAUGUCAUUGUCCUGUGUCAGCAACACUACCAUCCAAGAAUUGAUGAGAUGCAUAAGAAGUCAAACGGAUGCUUUAUUAGCCGGAUUCCCCAAGAAAGAAAUGACGGCUAUGGCUCUGGGUCUGGCGCACAGUUUGUCCAGAUACAAGCUGAAAUUUUCUCCUGAUAAAAUCGACACUAUGAUCAUCCAAGCUGUUUGUCUUCUCGAUGAUUUGGACAAGGAAUUAAACAACUAUGUGAUGCGCUGCAGGGAAUGGUACGGUUGGCACUUCCCCGAGCUUGGAAAAAUCAUAACCGACAACGUUGCGUUCGUGAAAACGGUUAAAGUAAUUGGAACCCGAGAAAACACGAGCUCCUGCGACCUUUCGGAUCUCCUGGCCGAAGAAAUCGAAGAGAAAGUCAAAGAGGCUGCUGAGAUUUCAAUGGGAACCGAAAUUUCCGAGGACGAUAUUCUGAACAUCCAAAAUCUGUGCGAUCAGGUGAUCGAGAUCUCGCAGUAUCGAAGCCAGCUUUACGAUUACUUGAAAACCAGAAUGAUGGCAAUGGCUCCGAAUCUGACCGUUCUCGUGGGAGAACUGGUCGGCGCCCGGCUCAUUUCGCACGCUGGUUCCCUCAUCAACCUCGCAAAACAUCCGGCUUCGACGGUCCAGAUCCUCGGUGCCGAGAAAGCCCUUUUCCGUGCCCUUAAAACCAAAAGAGACACGCCGAAGUACGGUCUCAUUUAUCACGCGCAAUUGGUCGGUCAAGCUUCGACGAAAAACAAGGGUAAAAUGUCAAGAAUGUUGGCGGCCAAAGCUGCGCUCGCAACGAGGGUCGAUGCCCUUGGCGAAGACGGAAGUUUCGACCUCGGAGCCGAGCACAAGGCGAAGCUGGAGUCCCGCUUGCGGAUUCUGGAGGACGGAAAUAUUCGAAGAAUCAGCGGAACGGGAAAAGCUAAAGCUAAAUUUGAAAAAUAUCAUUCUAGCAGUGAAUUCGUUCAAUACCCAGCCGCGGCAGACUCGACUUUGCCGAGCGGAAGCGGCGCCGGUAUCAAACGGCGACACUCGGAAUCAGAAGUCAAAAAACCGAAGAUCCUCGUCGAAGAAAUUAGCCCCGAAGACGAGCAGUCAGCAGUUCCUAAAAAGAAGAAAAAGAGGAUGAGCGAGAGCGACGUCAAAGAAGAAAAGGACGAUAAGAAAUCUGUCGUCAAAAUGGAAUUGGAGGACGCUGAAACUUCCGAACAAAUCAAAACCGAGGAAUCCGAAGAACCAACGACCAAGAAAAAGAAGAAUAAGAAGAAGAAAAAGGACACAGACAUGGACACUUCCGAGGUCAAGGCCGAACCUCAAGACGAUUCGUCUCAAGACCCACAGAAAGCGAAGAAGAAAAAGAUGAAGGAAGAGACGAAAGAAGAAGAUGAAACAACAGCUGACGCGUCCGAGGCACCACAGAGCGAGAAGAAAAAGAAAAAGAAGAAAAAAUCGAAAUCGCUUUCGAAUGAUUAAGAUUAACCCGAAGAGGAUCGAACAUUUGCCGAAAAAUGUUGAACUUUUGUUAAUUUUUUUUUCCUUUACUAUUUUAUAUAGUAUUAUUUUUUGUGCAAAUAAUAUUUCCAUCUCGAGAAACAAUGAGAAAAACCGAAUAAAAAAUUACGCGCAAGAAAAUGUGAAAAACA
Venturia canescens is the source of this 2219-nucleotide messenger RNA. RefSeq names its product nop5 ribonucleoprotein (gene nop5). Gene Ontology annotation, molecular function: snoRNA binding. The record is from RefSeq and is a predicted model, not a curated record. Gene Ontology annotation, cellular component: box C/D methylation guide snoRNP complex; small-subunit processome. The transcript is spliced from 4 exons. Bases 265 to 2049 code for a protein of 594 amino acids. Lineage: Eukaryota; Metazoa; Arthropoda; Insecta; Hymenoptera; Ichneumonidae.